This is a messenger RNA of Drosophila gunungcola (fruit fly), 1125 nucleotides long. RefSeq lists its product as uncharacterized. The transcript is spliced from 3 exons. NCBI's taxonomy places the organism in Eukaryota, Metazoa, Arthropoda, Insecta, Diptera, Drosophilidae. The record is from RefSeq and is a predicted model, not a curated record. Bases 338 to 940 code for a protein of 200 amino acids.
GGGAGGGGCAGAGUGAGCGAGAGGGAGUGGAGCUACCUGGAGUUACCUCAAACUUGCGACACCUUUUGACGUCGAUCGCGGGCUCAGUAGCAAUCGGUAGCCGGCGCCAGCAACAACAAACCCAAACACAGAACAAUUAGUCGACCGAAAUUCAGUGGUAUAUAUUUAUGCACAUAUAUGUUUAAAAAGCGCACCGCACACAAAGUGAACUGUGUCAAAUCGAGAGAUUACGGUAAAGAUAUGUCGUUUUGCGGUAAAUGUGUUUAACGGUGGAUCUUCGUUUGCAACUUGGCCAAAUACGAAGUGAUUCGGCCUAAAGAUAUAGAACCACAAAACGAUGGCCUCCAACAACAGCAGCACCACCGAUCUGGACGGUCAGGUCAAUGUGGAGGAUUUGCCCAUAACGUUCAAGGUAAAAUACAUUGGAUCUGAGGUUGCUCGCGGAUUGUGGGGCAUUAAGUAUACUCGAAGACCCGUUGACCUAAUGGUGGGCGUGGCUAAGAACCUGCCGCCCAACAAGGUGCUGCCCAACUGCGAUUUGAAAGUGUCCACCGCGGGCGUGCACCUGGAGAUUAUUGCGCCCAAGGCGAGCAUCAAUCACUGGAGCUAUCCGAUCGACACCAUUUCGUAUGGGGUUCAGGAUUUGGUCUACACAAGAGUAUUUGCGAUGAUCGUGGUGAAGGACGAGUCCAGUCCGCAUCCCUUUGAGGUGCAUGCCUUCGUCUGCGACAGUCGGGCGAUGGCGCGCAAGUUGACCUUUGCCCUGGCCGCAGCCUUCCAGGAUUACUCGCGACGGGUCAAGGAGGCGUCCGGCGAAGAGGAUGGUAAUGAGGGCACGCCCAGCGACACCAUCACGCCCACGCGCCAAAAGUUCGCCAUCGAUCUGCGAACGCCGGAGGAAAUCCAGGCCGGCGAACAGGAACAGGAAACGGAGGCGUAGUCGGGGGAUUCACUGUACUGUACUUAUCCCAAUGUGAUGUGUUUAGUUACUUAACGUCCAGUGUUCACUGUAUUUGUAAAUUGUAGUUCUCUCACCCGGUAGUUGCCUCAUACAGCUAAUUACCCAAAGCCUAAGUGUUAAUGCGAUUUGUAAACGAUUUUCUAUAAUAAACUACGAAUAUUGUA